Messenger RNA from Hemicordylus capensis (graceful crag lizard), 5245 nucleotides. RefSeq names its product potassium voltage-gated channel subfamily A member 4 (gene KCNA4). Gene Ontology annotation, cellular component: voltage-gated potassium channel complex; membrane. The coding region runs from base 1727 to 3718 and encodes 663 amino acids. Gene Ontology annotation, biological process: protein homooligomerization; potassium ion transmembrane transport. The transcript has 2 exons. Lineage: Eukaryota; Metazoa; Chordata; Lepidosauria; Squamata; Cordylidae. Gene Ontology annotation, molecular function: delayed rectifier potassium channel activity; protein binding; potassium ion binding. The record is from RefSeq and is a predicted model, not a curated record.
CGUUUGUCCUUCAGUGGAUACGUAAACACAACUGAGAAUUGGGCAGGAGACUUUUGCAAAGGGGGAGCCUGGAAAGGCAGAGGGAGCAACAGUGCUUGUUCCCAUAAGAAUGUUGAACUAAUUGAUGCGCAGCAGGCGCAUUGGGGAGUCAGAGGAUUUGGGGGAGAGGGGUUUGAAAAACAACAACACCCCUGUAUUUUGAAGAUCCUUUUUGGGGAGUGGGUGGCGCGUGGGGAGAGGGGGAAAACAUGUACAAAGCAAGCGCAACAAGAAGUGGAUGCUGACAGCCAAGCGAGUGACUUGGGCGGCCGAAUUUGUUUGCACAAGGCGCUGGGCUGCAGCUUGGAGCGUGCGUGAGGCGGGGGGACCGCCACAAGGCAGAGCAGCACAUCUUCUUUGUCGAUAGCAACAGUCUGCCUCGGUGCGAGGGAUUAUUUUUAACGGGUGAUUUACAACAAUUGCUCAGCGCAAAAGCCUGGGCUUGGAAAGAACAGCGAGCCGCUCACGCACAUCCAGCAUCUGAGACCGUUACAGAGAAGCAGCAGCACCAGAUCUCGCUCCCCGCCCCCCCCCCCCCGCGGCCCCCCGGCCCCUUUUCGGUACUUCUCCUGGAGUCUGGAAUGGAUUUCCUGCACUGAUGGCUCUAUUUUGUCAGGAUCAACGCGGAAAGAAGUGAUCGCUCGGCUUGGGUCCUCAAACUCGGGGCUCUCUUCCCUCCAGGAGCGUUUCUCGCCUCGCACAAGAAGAAAGGCGAAGAAAAUCCAUCGGUCACCCGCCCGUAGCCCCCUCCCACUUCUCCUGAGCUUCCACCUGUGAAAACAGGUUGCCUGGAGGAACCUCGCUUGCCCUCCACCCCUCAAGAUCUCUCUCUCCUUCUCUUUGCAGAUCUUGAGACUAAGAACGAAACAGCACUGCCUUUUCUCUGCCUACAACGGUUAAGGUUUCUGCUGCAUGAGAGUAACCAAAGGGUGACCCACUCCCUUCUCUCCAAUGGAGAACAGAGAGCCAGCUUUGCAACCUCCUCCUCCUCCUCCUCCUCCUCCUCUUGCCACAGUUGCUGCCGUCCUGGGUGAUGCUUUCCUGAGGUUAAGGGAUUGUUAAUAGACUAAGCAAAAGUGAGUGUGCUAAGACCUCUGUACUGUGUGAACAAAGCAAUGGUUGAAGUUCUUUCAACUUUCUAAAUGACAGUGUUCAUCAGCAAUGUUAUUGCUAGGCCAAAGCAUCAUGUGGGAACAAAUUGUGAGAAUAGUUGCUGUCAUGCACUCAGUUAAUCAGAGGAACUGGGGACUUGACAUUUUCAGACACUUAUCCUUCUGACUUUGGUUAGGCUCCUUCCUUGCUAGAUUCAAAGCAUUCACAGAAAAUCAUGAACUCAGAUCUGUGGCUGUUGCAUAAACCACUGACGGACACCUUAAGCACUGGAACCUUGCACACACAAGGAGAGGGCCAACGAAUAUUUCUUGACUACAUCAGAGGACUACUUGCUCUACUGUAUUUGUACAAGCAGCCCUCAGUGAAUUGUGUCAAAUCUCCUGGGCAGCAUGGAAGAGAGAAAGAUGCAGAGUGAAAAAAACCCAGGUUUGCUAACGUGAUGGGACAAGGUUUCCAAUAAACUGAAUUCCAAACCUAAAUGGUCUUCUAGUUCCCUUGCAAAACAGCCAGUGAUGUCUAUUGAGAACUUGGACAUUUCUUUUCCUGCUCGUGUCUUCUAAAUAACAAAUACAACAUGGAGGUUGCAAUGGUAAGUGCAGAUAGCUCUGGGUGCAACAACCACUUGCCCUAUGGAUAUGCAGCCCAGGCAAGAGCCAGAGAAAGAGAGCGUCUGGCACAGUCUAGAGCAGCGGCAGCUGCAGCUGUAGCAGCUGCGACAGCAGCGGUAGAAACUGGGGCUUCUGGAGGAGGAGGACCUUAUCAUCACUAUCACCAGGAGCAGAGUCGUGGGGCUUCCUCAUCAUCCUGUGGUGGGAAUGCAUCACGCAGUGGCCACAACCAGAGCAGCCAAAGGAGAAAGCAACGGAGGGAAAAAAGUCACUGUCUUGGUGGCAGGGAGUUUGGCGCAUCCUUCCCUUGCUCUGAGUUGCUGCCCCUCAGUGGCUCUGAAGAGAAGAUCCUGAAGGACUUGAGUGAGGAGGAAGAGGAGGAGGAGGAAGAGGAGGAAGAAGAUGGAGAGGAUGAAGAAGACAAGGAAGGAAAGAUCUACUAUAGUGAUGAAGAUGGCAAAGAUGAGUAUUCAUUUUCAGACCAGCUUCCUGAGGAUGGUGCUGGACCGGGGGGCUAUACCUCAGUUCGCUACAGUGAGUACGAGUGCUGCGAACGGGUUGUCAUCAAUGUAUCAGGCUUGCGGUUUGAAACCCAGCUGAAGACCUUGGCUCAGUUCCCGGAGACACUGCUGGGUGAUCCAACAAAGCGGGGCAGGUACUUUGACCCCCUCCGCAAUGAGUAUUUCUUUGACAGAAACCGUCCCAGCUUUGAUGCGAUCCUUUAUUACUACCAGUCUGGUGGGCGACUGAAAAGGCCAGUUAAUGUGCCCUUUGACAUCUUCAGUGAAGAAGUGAAAUUCUAUGAACUUGGGGAGGAGGCCAUGCUCAAGUUCAGGGAAGAUGAAGGCUUCGUCAAGGAAGAAGACGACAAGGUGUUGCCUGAAAAUGAAUUCAAGAAACAGGUGUGGCUGCUCUUUGAGUACCCUGAGAGCUCCAGCCCAGCUCGAGUCAUUGCCAUAGUUUCUGUUUUGGUCAUUUUGAUUUCCAUUGUAAUUUUCUGUCUGGAGACGUUGCCAGAGUUCAGAGAUGACAAGGAGCUCAUUUUGACCCUCAGCUUGGAGAAUGUCAAUGAAACGCUACAUCUGCAAGGUGGGGGGCACACUGUCUUUAAUGAUCCCUUUUUCAUAGUCGAGACCGUCUGCAUCAUUUGGUUCUCCUUUGAGUUUACAGUGCGUUGCUUUGCUUGCCCCAGCAAAGCAACCUUCUUCAAGAACAUCAUGAACAUCAUAGACAUUGUAUCCAUUUUGCCUUAUUUCAUCACCCUGGGCACAGACCUGGCCCAACAACAGGGCAGUAAUGGUCAACAGGCCAUGUCUUUUGCCAUCCUGAGGAUCAUCCGUCUUGUAAGGGUGUUUCGCAUCUUCAAGCUCUCUAGACACUCCAAGGGUUUGCAGAUCCUGGGUCACACUCUCAGGGCCAGCAUGAGGGAACUGGGGCUCCUGAUCUUCUUCCUUUUUAUCGGAGUCAUUUUGUUUUCCAGUGCUGUUUAUUUUGCAGAAGCUGAUGAAACUGCUACCCAUUUUCAAAGCAUCCCAGAUGCCUUUUGGUGGGCUGUUGUGACCAUGACUACAGUGGGUUAUGGGGACAUGAAACCCGUAACUGUAGGUGGGAAAAUAGUUGGGUCCCUGUGUGCCAUUGCAGGUGUGUUAACCAUUGCUUUACCAGUGCCAGUGAUUGUCUCCAACUUUAACUAUUUUUAUCAUAGAGAGACCGAAAAUGAUGAACAGACCCAGCUGACACAAAAUGCAGUCAGUUGUCCAUACCUUCCAACAAUACUCAAGAAAUUCCGAAGUUCUUCUUCUUCUUCCACAGAGGACAAAUCAGAGUAUUUGGAGAUGGAAGAAGGGGUUAAAGAGUCCCUUUGUGUAAAGGAGAAAAAAAGUCAGGUCACAGGAAAUGGCAAUGAGACAGCAAAGCAGAACUGUGUAAAUGCAAAAUCUGUGGAAACAGAUGUUUAAAUUUGACUGUUUCCAAGCCUAUUUAUGCAUUAAAGGGUGUAUUGGUUAAAAAAUGAAAUAUGCAAACAGGAGUCUAAACAAGCAUAUAGAAAUACGCCAUUUACUGGUUAAACAUGAAUAAAAAGCAGUAGUCAACUUGUAUUACAUAUCAAGUACAUGAUAUACCUUAUGAAUGGGGCUUUACCUGAAGUAAUUUCAAAGUUUAUAUUUUUACUAGAAUGCAGGUGUUUUGCACAUGAGGGAGACAAAUUUACUUUUAAUGAGGGUCUAACUGCCCAUCCCACUCACUGCCCAGUGGUAAAAGUUGGCAUUUCAAGGUAUUUACUAUGUAAGAAACAAUGAUGUUUAGUAGCCAUGUAUUCAUUUGUUAAUGCUUUAAGAACAGCUACCAUAAUUCAGUGGAUUCCAUAGUGUCUGAUUUCAAAAUGCUAAGGAUUGUUGUGGGGAAAGUGAUUCUAAAGAAAGUCCAAAUUUAACUUUAAAAACAUUUAAAGAAUUUUUUUAAAAAGAAAAGCCUCGCUAUCAGAUUGUUGAAGAUGCUGCCGAACCCCCAGAAAUUGUUUAUUUUUAUAACACUCUUUUGGAGAUCUUGCGGCAUUUGUUGAGUAAUACAUGGAAGAACUGAAGUAAGAAAAUAAUUUAAUUUGGUCUGGAAGCAGUGGCAAAGUGACUGGAUUGCUUUUUUUGCACUACUUUAUAUGCUGGAGAUAUUCUGACAGAGACUUCAUACUGUGAAUGUUUACUAAUGUUCAAUGACAAUCAUUGGAAGAGUGAAUCCUGCAUCUUUAUUUUCUUGUAUUUUUCUUUGCGUGAUGCUGAUUGGCUAAGCGGCUGUCAUUAUAUGAAUUCCAUAGUCUUUAUUUAUGAAUAUCUGUUAUCUGGAAAAAGGAUUGUGAAGUAAAAUUUUAUAAUCAUUUUUCCCCUAAAUCAGUCUUUUCAAACCAUCAUACAACAGAGAGAGAGAGAGAAAGAGAGAGAGAGAGAGAGAGAGAGAGCGAGAGAGAGAGCGCGAUAUGCAUUCAGUUUGUUUAAGGGAUAGGAAAUAUAUUCCUCAUAGGGUUGUGUGUAUGUCAUAUGUUUGAACUGGAACAGCAGGGGAAAGUAAUCAAAUAUAUCUAUAGCAAUAGCCAUAAAGAGUACAGAGCAUAUCCAAGAGAUUUCACAGCAUCAGGUAAUGAGGCUAUUAUGUAUUGUAUAUUCUUGACUAUCUAAUUUAUCAUUCAGAAUCCAUGAGUAAUCUUUGCACUUUGACACUGGUUAAAUAUUUCUUUGUACUUUGAAGGGGACUGAAAUAGUAAUGCAAUGUUAAACUGGUACGGUAAUUGGGAUUAGCAGUCUUAAACUUGCAAAUGUGCUAUUAUUGGUUCAGGAUUCUUUCCACCCCCACUUUUAAUUGCAGCAUACAUCCUUCUGUGUGUUUUGAAACUGAUUUUAAGAUUUUUAAAAAAGGAAGUGUGAGGUUUGGAACAAACAUUUUAAUAGCCUAGGCAUUUAAAAAAAAAUAAAUAUGUGUACAUCCAGUCUUAA